UAUAAAUGUCACAGAACAAUUUACGGUCAAAAUGGAUGUCUCAAGUGCAAUCCAUGUGUUGAUGAUUCUUUUAUUCCUUGUUUCACCAAUUCAGACGGUGAACAAUUUACAAAUCAUCUUUACGGACCAAACCUACCACAUUGAAAUAGGAGCGGAAGUUCGUUUAACAUGUGUUGUGAUUGGUGGAAACAACCCUCACGUGACAUGGAUAUCACCGAAAGGCCAAUUGCCUUCAAACACAAUGACCGAGCACAACGGUCAAACUUUGAUCAUUUCCGGGUUUGACACGGCGGACAUUGGUCAGUACAUUUGUGUCGCCUCAGAUGGCUUACAGUUUGCUAAUCACGUUUUUACCGUGGCUUUGUCGAGCACAACAACAUUAAAGCAUACAACUGAGAAAACAUCAACAUCAACAAAACAUGUGACAACACCUACACAACAAGUAACAACAUCAACACAACAAGUGACAACACCAACACAACAAGUGAAAACACCAACACAACAAGUGACAACAAGGGUGUUAGCAACAUUGCUAGAGAAAACCACAAGUGAGCGUCCGUCCACUUCAUCACCACCAACAACUAUGCAAACUCAUACAACCAGUCAAAGUUUGGAAACAACCUUACCAAACACCCAUAGUCCUGUGCAAUCAACUGGUUUGGAUUGUAUGAUGUGUAAUGACGUCAUAUCCCCUGCUUUCUGUACUAAUUCCGUUAAAUGUGGUACGCACGAGGAAUGCUACCUUCAGCAGUUCCUUCGAGACGGCAGAGUUCUAUACAUGCAGGGCUGCAUGAACAAAUUUGCGUGCAAUGGUAUUCAGUCUCCAGCUGCAGCUGCAAUAAUUGGACGACGGCGACAGUCUGAUGGUGUUGUUUUAUGCGAAUCUUGUUGUUCGGAUUACAAUGGAUGUAACUUAGGCGGACUCUGUAAUACUCCAGGAGUACCUCCCAAAAUAUUGGAUAUUUCUGUGUCUCCUUCAAAGAUUCAUCUUGGAGAUAAUGUUGACGUGAAAUGCAAUGCUCUUGGUGUGCCCAAACCCUCCAUACAAUGGGGUGUGAUGGCACCUUCAUAUCCGGACAACUUAAGAUUUGUACAAGGAGAAUCUGUUUUGAGGAUAUUGAAUUUUAAUCCCAACAAUGAGCAUAUAUACAGGUGUACUGCAGAAAAUAUCAACGGUACAGACACAAAAAAUAUUGCAAUAAGAAUAAACUAAAUCAAAGAAAUCUAAACAACCACCAUUGUUUGUUUAAAAGGCACA
Saccostrea cuccullata (small rock oyster) is the source of this 1258-nucleotide messenger RNA. RefSeq lists its product as uncharacterized. The coding region runs from base 32 to 1213 and encodes 393 amino acids. The transcript is spliced from 9 exons. NCBI's taxonomy places the organism in Eukaryota, Metazoa, Mollusca, Bivalvia, Ostreida, Ostreidae. The record is from RefSeq and is a predicted model, not a curated record.